Symbiodinium natans is the source of this 1143-nucleotide messenger RNA. The record is from the annotation of a GenBank genome assembly. Lineage: Eukaryota; Dinophyceae; Suessiales; Symbiodiniaceae.
AUGUCGCCUGAUGAGGUCAAUUGGAAGGAGAAUGUCCCAUCUCCAGCAGAUCCAUCGCUGAAAAGUGUUGUGUCCGAGCCGCUGGAUGAGCCGGGCGCUUUGCUGCAUCCGAUGCGUUGGUCAAGUUCACUGAUGAAGCCUUUUGGCGAGUCCUGCUCCGUUUCCUGCAGUCUAGAGAUCUUAAGCGUUCUCAUCAAACUGUCGGCUACUCCAGACAAGCACCAAAUGGCGCUUGAUGCCAGGAAGCACCUCGGAGCCUUGAAGCGAGAGGCUCUGCCGCUGUCGCGUGCCAAGACCAGACACGGGCCUCUAUUUGCGAAGGCGCUGGGCGUGCACGUGGCCAAGCACGAGGUGACUGAUAGGGAUGACGGGACCUUCUUGGUGACCACAACUAUUGGUGGCUACUACGGCGGCGAGGUGGACGUGAAUUUCGUGCACAGCUACGAUCCAGACACGAACACUUGGACGCAGAAGUGCGACCGUGACCCGGGCCUCCAGAAAGUGAGCAAUGCAGUGGGCUUUCGGCUCCAUGAGUCGCCUCGAACUAUUGAGAUGUGGGCUGUGAACGAGCCUGCGCGGAAUUCCGGUGUGGAGGUGGUUGCUGGCCUCAAAGGAUCCGCAGGUGCGGCGAUCUAUUCCCUCACUGAGAAGGAAGUGGAGAUUGAUGCCAAGGCCGACCAGCCCUCCAAAGAUGGAUCUGGAAAGCUUGUCGCACAAUCCGGGCCGGUGGAUGAGUACUUCAAGAGCCCUGAGCAGUUCCUUGAGAUUGCGAAGAAAGCUGUGAAGGAGGGCAAGGGCGUGCCCCAUAUUGUGGAGUUUGAGGUGCUCGAGGAAACGGAUGGUGUCGUCAAGACCAGGGAGGUCAUUGAUACUGACGGAAGUGGUACCACAAAGGUGAACUUCAUGCAUCAUGCCUUUGACAUGGCAGCGGGCACAUCCGUUUCUACGACCUACAAGGAUGACACCUUUGCCACAGCACUGAGCUCUUGGCACACGAAGAUCUACUCCGGACCCAUGAUCUUGGAGAUGUACAGCGAGGCGUUUCCUGUCCGACAUGCUGGCGCAGAUGUGGUGAGAAACCUCGCACCUCAGGUUGAGGCAGUCCUGGCCAAAGCUGUGGAAGAGACCGCGGCAAGCAGCUGA